UCUACGACACCCUUCACCUCAUACGCGAGUCACUGUCUGACAGUAUAAAUCUAUACAUACAACAAAAAUGAAAAAACAUAAAUCAAUCUAUACAUCUCUCUAUCUCUUUCUGCUAAAGCUUCCCGUCUCGUCUUUUUCUACCUUCCUUUUUCCUAUCAUUACCCAUCCUCAGCGUACAUCUAUCUUCUUCUUCUCCGUUUCCAGUCUUCACAGUUUCCUCAAUCAAGCUGGUGAGUAGUUGUUAUAGGAGGGCUGCAUUCUUGAAGAAUUCACCAAGGAUGCCACUGGAAUUCGCUGCUUAGCCUUCCAAUUUUACACUAUGGGUGCUUGCACCUCCAAAUCUAACAAACCCAAUCCUUAUUCUCUUCGUGAAACCCUAGAAGCGCCGCAAGUCCUAGAAACUCCGGCUCACGACGCCUCCAACUCCGGCAAGAAGUCUCCUUUCUUUCCGUUCUACAGCCCCAGCCCAGCGCACUAUUUAUUUUCGAAGAAAUCUCCGGGACGGCGUUCUACGGCCUCCAAGAGUGAUGGGUCCACGCCCGCUAGGUUGUUCAAGCGGCCUUUCCCGCCGCCGUCGCCGGCGAAGCAUAUAAAGUCGUUUCUUUUGCGGCGGCACGGGAGUGUGAAGCCCAAUACACCGGCGAUCCCUGAAGGCGAGGAGACGGAAGGGGCUGACUUGGACAAGAGUUUUGGGUUCGCAAAACAUUUUACUAGUAGGUAUGAGAUCGGGGAAGAAGUUGGGCGAGGGCAUUUUGGGUAUACUUGCUCUGCUACCUGUAGAAAGGGUGACCUUAAGGGCCAACGAGUUGCUGUUAAAGUUAUUCCCAAGUCCAAGAUGACAACAGCUAUUGCAAUUGAGGAUGUAAGAAGGGAAGUAAAAAUAUUGAGAGCCUUGGCAGGACAUAGUAAUCUUGUUCAGUUUUAUGAUGCAUUCGAAGAUCAAGAUAAUGUUUAUAUAGUUAUGGAGUUGUGCCUUGGUGGAGAACUUCUAGAUAGUAUACUUUCAAGGGGCGGAAAGUAUACUGAAGAUGAAGCAAGAGGUGUCAUGAUACAGAUAUUAAAGGUUGUUGCAUUUUGUCACCUCCAAGGUGUGGUGCACCGUGAUCUUAAACCUGAGAAUUUUCUGUUUUCUUCGAAGGAUGAGAAUUCCCAGUUGAAAGCUAUAGACUUUGGGUUAUCAGAUUUUGUCCGGCCAGAUGAAAAACUGAAUGAUAUUGUUGGGAGCGCGUACUAUGUUGCACCUGAAGUUCUACAGAGAUCAUAUGGUACAGAGGCUGAUGUUUGGAGUGUCGGGGUGAUAGCAUACAUUCUGUUAUGCGGCAGUCGUCCAUUCUGGGCUCGCACAGAGUCUGGAAUCUUCCGGGCGGUCUUGAAGACUGAUCCCGGUUUUGAUGAAGCACCUUGGCCUUUGUUAUCUUUAGAGGCUAAAGACUUUGUCAAGUGGAUGUUAAAUAAGGAUCCUCGACGAAGAAUGUCGGCUGCUCAAGCCUUGUGUCAUCCUUGGAUCCGGGAUCACAGUGAUGCAAAAGUGCCUCUUGAUAUUCUUGUAUUCAGACUCAUGAAGAGCUAUAUGAGGUCGUCUUCAUUGCGUAAGGCCGCUUUAAGGGCAUUGGCCAAAACAUUGUCGGAAGAUGCACUCUUCUAUCUAAAGGAGCAAUUUGCUUUACUGGAUCCGGACAAAAACGGCACUAUAAAAUUUGAUAACAUCAAAACUGCUCUGUUGAAAAAUGCAACAAAUGCCAUGAAGGAAUCACGUGCACCAGAUUUACUUGCUGCACUAAACGCGCUCCAGUACAGAAGAAUGGACUUCGAAGAGUUCUGUGCGGCAGCGCUGAGUGUGCAUCAGUUGGAGGCUGUCGACCGUUGGGAGCAACGCGCUCACUCGGCAUAUGACUUUUUUGACAAGGAUGGAAACCGAGCCAUCAUGAUUGAGGAACUGGCUUCAGAACUGGGACUAAGUCCUUCAGUGCCAGUGCAUGCAGUCCUCCAUGACUGGAUAAGGCAUACAGAUGGGAAGCUAAGCUUUCUAGGUUUUGUCAAAUUGCUGCAUGGUCCCUCUGCCAGAACACUUGUCAAGGUCCAGUAAACAAAAACAAAACAAUAGCAGAACUUCUUGAGGACACGCGGCAGCAGAGAAUCUUCUAGUCUAUUAAGAAGCUCAUUGUUCACAUUUUCUAUUCUUUUUUAUUUAUUGAUAGUCCAAAGGUUUGUCUAAUGUGUUAGCUCCCACACGAUCUCAGAUUGGCAUAUCUCAUCUGAUCUUCUCCCACGUGGUCCAAAUUACUACUGUCUAUAGACUCCGGUCUGUCCGAUUGGACCGUGAUUGCAUUUGGAAUCUGUGUACGAAUAUGUACAUCAGUACAUGUAAAUUAGAGUUCUAUGUAUAUGUGUUGUUAAGAUGUAGGAUUUGUAUUAUGCAAACAUUGCACAUUCACAGAGAGAAGAACGUUCAUACAUCUCAAUGUUAUUGGUUAUUUUUGUAACUUUACAUAUUUAUACCUAGGUAGGUAAUUGCUUGGCUAAAUUAAACAGGA
Molecule: messenger RNA, 2534 nt
Organism: Cuscuta epithymum
Lineage: Eukaryota; Viridiplantae; Streptophyta; Magnoliopsida; Solanales; Convolvulaceae
Source: the annotation of a GenBank genome assembly